AUGCUAGAUUCUAGCGGCUUCAAGGUCAAUGCCAACUCAUACAACCUUAUUGUUGUCUUCUUCGUUGGACUGAGCACCUUGUCGACAGCAUAUGGUCUUUCCAUCAUUGGAUCGACCGUUGGCCAACCAAAUUUCUACGACUACUUCCAUCUGGCGAAGCAAGGCGAGUCUGGAUAUGAUCACACCACGAACAUCAUCGGUGCUCUCAAUGGAUCGAACAGCGCCGGCGGCUUUCUAGGAUGCCUCGUCGCAGCCUGGACCUCUGACCGGUUUUCCAGAAUCCGUACGAUUAUGGCCGGAUGUGUCUUUCUGACAGUCGGUGGCGCCAUCAAUGCAGGGUCGGUCUCAAUCGUGAUGUUCUGCCUUGGCAGACUCGUGACAGGCAUCGGAUCUGGACUGCUGGCGGUUGCUGUACCCAUGUACCAAGGUGAAGUGGCCACGGCCGAGAACAGAGGUCUCAUGAUGGGCGCAACAGCCAUUACAUUCGGCAUAGGAUACAGCCUCGCUGGCUGGCUUGGAUAUGCAUGUGCAUUCAUUCCAGCCACGGCUUCGUAUGCCUCAUUCGCUUGGCGAUUCCCUCUGUCUUUUCAAUGUAUACCACCACUGCUCGUCCUCAUCGGAUCCAAAUUUCUCCCCUUCUCGCCACGCUGGCUCCUCUCUCAAGAUCGACGAGACGAGGCCUUCUCGGUCAUCAAGCGUCUUCAUCGAGAAAAGAACGAUCCACACGACGUCGUCGCCCGACAAGAAUUCUACUUGAUGGAGAAGCAAUUUGAAAGCGACAAAGCACUGUCUUUACAAUCCGCCAAGCUGCAAAUCUUUCGAACGAAAGCUAAUCGUCGACGUGCUCUUGUCGGCAUGCUGCUGAUGUCUUUCGAUCAGCUAGCAGGUGUUUACGUUUUGACGAACUACGGCGUACUGAUAUAUGCCUCACUCGGCCUGAGUGGUACGAUUCCGCUUCUGCUGAAUGCAUGCUGGAACACGCUUGCUACUGUUGGCAAUACGUGGGGCGCUUUCAAUGUCGACAAAUAUGGUCGAAGGCGAUUCUUCUUGAUUGGAAUUACUGGAGUUUGGUUGUGUUUGAUCUUCCUAGCCGCACUCACGGGUACUUUCUUGGGAACGACCAACAACGCAGGUCUAUCGGCAGCUGUGUUCUUCAUCUGGCUGUACGUCGUGUUCUGGGCCUUCUUCAUGGACGCUACUCAGUUCGUCUACGUGUCUGAAAUCUGGCCAAACCACCUACGUGCUAUUGGUACUGCCUGGGGCUUCAUUUGGUACUUUUUAUUCAGCGUCGUGAUGCUGGUCGCUGCUCCCGUGGCAUUGAAUAAGAUUGGUUGGAAAAUCUAUAUCGGCGUUAUCUACUUCCUGUUCCCAGAAACCAAAAGCCGCACCCUCGAGGAGAUUGGCGUGCUGUUCGGAGAUGAGAAUGUCGCAUCACGUUGGUACGACCUGAGUGAGGCCGAUAAGGUGCAGGUCACACACGAGGCUUUGGCACGCACUACGGGCCUAGGAAGCAACAAACUCGAAGAGGACUACGUAGAAGCGAAGUGA
Messenger RNA from Zasmidium cellare ATCC 36951, 1548 nucleotides. RefSeq lists its product as uncharacterized. Gene Ontology annotation, cellular component: membrane. The record is from RefSeq and is a predicted model, not a curated record. Gene Ontology annotation, molecular function: carbohydrate:proton symporter activity. The transcript has 6 exons. The coding region runs from base 1 to 1548 and encodes 515 amino acids. Gene Ontology annotation, biological process: transmembrane transport; carbohydrate transport. Lineage: Eukaryota; Fungi; Ascomycota; Dothideomycetes; Mycosphaerellales; Mycosphaerellaceae.